Messenger RNA from Amphimedon queenslandica, 3631 nucleotides. Its product is annotated as fibrillin-2-like. Lineage: Eukaryota; Metazoa; Porifera; Demospongiae; Haplosclerida; Niphatidae. The record is from RefSeq and is a predicted model, not a curated record. The transcript has 27 exons. Gene Ontology annotation, molecular function: calcium ion binding. The annotation marks the transcript as partial.
AUGUUGUUUAAUAAAGUGACUUGUACAGAUAUUGAUGAAUGUGCUUUGAGCAAUGAUAAAUGCUGGCACAAUUGUCACAAUACAAUUGGAGGAUAUAAUUGUAGUUGCAGAACAGGAUUCAGAUUAUCUUCUGGCUAUCGUUGCUUUGACAUCAAUGAGUGUAAAAGUAACAAUGGUGGGUGUGAGCAGCGUUGUCAAAAUACUGAUGGAUCUUACUACUGUGAGUGCAAUGUAAAUGGCUAUGGUCUUGAUGAAGAUAAACAUGGAUGCUCACGAAACUGCAGCACUGAUCCUGAUGCAUGUCACCAAAUAUGCAAUAAUGAUGGUGAUUCCUCCUUGUAUUGUUCAUGUUAUCCUGGUUACAGAUUAGCUGAUGAUGAAAGAAAUUGUGAAGUGAUCACCUUAUGUUCUGAAAGUGUAGCAAACUGUAAUCAAGUUUGCACUAAUACAAAUAAUAGUUUUAUUUGUUCAUGUAAUGAUGGCUAUGAGCUUCAAAAUGACAAUGCUACAUGUCAGGAUAUUGAUGAAUGCCCUUUAAACAGUGAUAACUGUUGGCACAAUUGUAGCAACACAAAUGGAAGCUAUGAUUGUAGUUGCAGAACAGGAUACAUAUUAGACUCUGAUGGUUUCUCGUGUUUAAACAUCAACGAGUGUGAAAAUAACAGUAGUGGAUGUGAACAACGUUGUAUAGAUACUGAUGGAUCUUAUUACUGUGAAUGCAAUGUAACUGGCUAUGGUCUUGAUGGAGAUAACCAUGGAUGCUCAUGGAAUUGUGACACUGAUCCUGAUGCCUGUCAGCAAAUAUGCAAUAAUGAUGGUGACUCCUUUAACUGUUCAUGUUAUCCUGGUUACAGAUUAGCUGAUGAUGAGAGAACUUGUGAUGUGAUUGAGUUAUGUUCUGAAAGUGUAGCAAACUGUAGUCAAGUUUGUACUAAUACAAACAAUAGUUUUAUUUGUUCAUGUAACGAUGGCUAUGAGCUAUUAAGUGACAAUGCUACAUGUCAGGAUAUUAAUGAGUGCAUUAACAGUGACUGUGAACAUAACUGUACCAAUACUGAUGGAAGCUACACUUGUUCAUGUUAUAGUGGCUACUCCUUAGAUAGUAAUGAGAGAAACUGUUCAGACAUUAAUGAGUGCCUUAAUGAAAAUGGAGGUUGUGAACAAAGGUGUCUAAUCAAAUUUCUUCUUUUGAAUGUUCAUUUUUGCUCAAAUAUAAAUGAAUGUGAUGAAGGAAUAUCAGGUUGUUCAGAAUUAUGUACAGAUAAAAAUGGAUACUAUAACUGUAGCUGCUUUGAUGGUUAUCAACUGGACACAGAUAACCAUAACUGUACUGACAUUAAUGAAUGUAUUGAUAAUAAUGGAGGAUGUGAAGAAAUAUGUGUAAAUACUGAUGGUAGUUAUGAGUGUUCAUGUCCUUUGGGUUAUCAGCUUGACAAUAAUGGUUUAAACUGUAAAGAUUUUGAUGAAUGUAGUUUUUACAAAGGUGGUUGUAGUCAUACUUGUACUAAUAAUAUUGGUUCUUAUACCUGCUCAUGUCCUAGUGGCUAUAAUUUGACAACUGAUGGACACAACUGCUCAGAUAUCAAUGAAUGUGAUGAUGAUGAUGAUGAUGGUGGAUGUUCUGAUAUAUGCACUAAUACUGCUGGAAGUUAUCAUUGUGAAUGUUAUGAUGGGUAUCAGUUUGUUGGAAGUGAAUCUAAAAACUGUACAGAUAUUAAUGAGUGUUUAGUUGAUAAUGGAGACUGUCAGCAUAUUUGUACAAAUACCGAUGGAAGUUAUGAGUGUUCUUGCAAUGCAGGUUACACUGGAGGUAGAUUUUGUACAGAUUUAGAUGAAUGUGCUUAUGGUGUAUCUAACUGCAAUCAGACAUGCUUCAAUACUGAUGGUAGCUACUACUGUGGUUGUGAGUAUGGGUACAGCUUAAGUAAUGACAGUUAUUCUUGUAUAGAUCAUGAUGAAUGUGCUAUGGGUACUGACACAUGUGAUCAAGUUUGUAUCAACAAUCCUGGUUCAUUUCAUUGUGGAUGUAAUACUGGUUAUGCUUUAGCUGCCAAUGAAAUAUCAUGUAAAAAUAUUGAUGAAUGUCAAACUGACACUGAUAAUUGUGAACAAGGCUGUACUGAUACAGAAGGUUCUUACACUUGCUAUUGCUAUUCUGGAUAUCAAUUGAAUACCACAACCAACAUUACUUGUUAUGAUAUUGAUGAAUGUAUGGAUGGAACAUCUGAUUGUUCUCAAAUGUGUAACAAUACUAUUGGUAGCUAUAAUUGUAGCUGUAAUAUUGGCUAUCAAUUAGACAGUGAUGGAGCAACAUGUAUUGAUAUUAAUGAAUGUAAUCAUAAUAACGGAGGUUGUGGUGGAAGGUGUGAAAACACAGGGGGUAGCUACAUAUGUCUUUGUCCAUCAGGAUACUAUUCACUUCACAGUACUGACACAAAUUGCACAGAUAUCAAUGAGUGUAACUCAUUCAAUGGUGGUUGUGAUCAUUAUUGUAAUAACACCAUUGGAUCUUAUGACUGCUCAUGUAAAAUUGGAUAUACUUUAUCAUUCAAUGGGCAUAACUGCUCAGAUACUAAUGAGUGUAGCUCAUUCAAUGGUGNUUGUGAUCAUUAUUGUAGUAAUACUAUUGGAUCUUAUGACUGCUCAUGUAAAACUGGAUAUACUUUAUCAUCUAAUGAACACAAUUGCUCGGAUAUUAAUGAGUGCAAUAAAAAUAAUGGUGGCUGUAAUCAAACCUGUACCAACACUAUGGGUAGUUACUACUGUAGCUGUAAGGUUGGGUAUUAUAAUUUGACAGUUACUGCUGAGAAUUGCUCUGACAUCAAUGAGUGUGAGGAUAAUAAUGGUGGCUGUUCUCAAACUUGCAUUAAUACUCCUGGAAGUUUUAAUUGUGAAUGUUAUGAUGGAUAUGAUUUCAUUAAUGGUAGCACUACAGACUGUACUGAUAUUAAUGAGUGUCUUACUAACAAUGGAGGUUGUCAACAUGUUUGUACUAAUAAAAAGGGAAGCUACUAUUGCACUUGUAAUCCUGGCUACAAUGGAAGCAUUUUCUGCUUAGAUAUUGAUGAAUGUGAGCUAGAUACUGAUAAUUGCACUCAACAAUGCACUAAUACUGAUGGUAGCUACUACUGCAGUUGUUAUACUGGGUAUAUCUUUGAUAGUAGCAAUAAUCACACUUGCAUAGAUGAUGAUGAAUGCUCACACAGUAUAGUUCUUUGUGAUCAGAUUUGCAAUAAUACUGUGGGUUCAUUUAAGUGUGGCUGCAACACUGGUUACACUUUAAGUGACAAUGGAAUAACAUGCAAAGGUAUUGAUGAAUGUGAUCUUGGCAUUUCUGGUUGUAAUCACACAUGUAUAGACACAGAAGGCAGUUACUACUGUGAAUGUGAAUCUGGCUAUUAUUUAGACAAUGACAAUUAUACAUGUAUAGAUAUUAAUGAGUGUAGCUCAUUCAAUGGUGGUUGUGAUCAUUAUUGUAGUAAUACUAUUGGAUCUUAUGACUGCUCAUGUAAAACUGGAUAUACUUUAUCAUUUAAUGAACACAAUUGCUCGGAUAUUAAUGAGUGCAAUAAAAAUAAUGGUGGCUGUAAUCAAACCUGUACCAACACUAUGGGUAGUUACUACUGUAGCU